Heterobilharzia americana is the source of this 5121-nucleotide messenger RNA. The record is from the annotation of a GenBank genome assembly. Lineage: Eukaryota; Metazoa; Platyhelminthes; Trematoda; Strigeidida; Schistosomatidae.
AUGUGGUUCUUUGAUGAAUAUAAACGAAGAUCUUUAGUAACCAGUUGCCCUCAUGGUUGCAUUAUUUGUGCAUGCAAUGAUGGUCUCCUUUUAUACGACACAAAACAGUAUUUUACAGCAACUCAAGUAUGCAAACUUCGAAGAGACAAACCAUUGCCCAGUCACAAACCAAAUAUUACUAUUUCUUCUAUCGACCCUAUAUGCUGGAUAGCUUUUAAUUCUGAUGGUUUAACAUUGGCUGUUGUGACAUCAAGUGAAAAUCGUGGGACGCUUGUAAAUUUGGUUAAUGUUUUCAACGUGGUGCAGCAUGGAUCAACCGAUCUCUCAAACAUAAGUCGUUCUGUUCGCGUUUGUGGUGGGGAAGUUACUGGGUGGAGAUUACGUGAUUUCUCUUGGAGCCCUACAGAUCCAGCUACUUUUGUUGUUAUUCUUGAAUCAGGAGCAGUUCGUCUUUUUAAUUUUUCGACUGAUGGGAACGGAUCUGUCACACUUGUUGACCAACUGCCCGUGACAGCAGAUUGUCGAUGUGUUUCUUGGAGUCCAAAAGGAAAACAACUUGCUAUUUGCUUGAAUGGUUCUCUGUCUACUGCAGACGGAAUUAUUCAGGGUCCUUUAAUUCUUCAAGUUGAUCCACAAAUGCAUCAAAAGCGUCUAGUUCCACUUACGCAUCUGUUCAACUCAAAUAGCAGAUGGAAGGAUAGUUCUCCAGUGGAUUUAUUGUGGACUUCUUCGUAUAGCUUCCUUAUUGCUGUUAAACAAUAUACAGACGAAAAUCAUUCAUUUUGUUCAACACAAGUAUUGUACAUUAGUACAACUUCGAAGUCUCCUGAACCGUCUGCUGUUACAGUUGAAAGUCUAUGUAGUAGUCGUGUGGAAUGUGAUAAAGCCCAAUAUUAUUUUCGCUUUUUGGGAACCAAUUAUGUUGCUGUGACCUGGGCAUAUGUUGGUGAAGAGGUGAUUAUCCUACAAUUACCCAACACCUCCGGUAGCCUACCACCUCAGGUUGUGAUGAGUAUUGAAUUGCCUGCCGAUGGUUUAGCUGUUAGCAUGGAUAUUGGCGUUUUUCAAGAAGAUGAUGAGCGUAAGGAGAAUUAUUUGGUAUACUUACUCACAUGUUUAUCGAAUGGUAGUAUUUGCCCAUAUUUGUUAAACUCGGAUAAUCCAAAAAUUCUGUUGAAUCCAAGCCUUCCAAAAAUACUCAGUUUACCGAUUCCUAAAUCAACUAUUACUUCAGUUGAAAAACAACUUAUAGAUACAGCAAAACCAGAAUCUACAAAUAAUUCCUUUAGUUUCACACCUAUUGUUAAUCAAGUAAAACCAGUUGUAAGUUCACCGGUGAACUUUAACACAUCAGUGUCUACAACUACCUGCAGUAUGUAUAAUGUUCCUUCCACACCAUUCACUGCAUUUAAAGCAUUCGAUGAAAAAAGACCAUUUCAUUCCAAGAUACAGCAAAUACAAAUAUAUCCCUUAACCGAGGUGAAAGAAAAUCUGAAUGUUAAAUGUGAAGCUCCUAACAGAUCACGUGAUAUACCGUUACCCAAGUCUGUAGAAGCAGCAGCAGCUCAUUUCACAUCUUCUUUGAAAUCAGAAGCAAACGCUGGUCGUCUUGCUUGGCAGAAUUUACUCAAUGUAUUGAGUAAUGGAGAUAUUGAUGGAAAGUCUAGCGAGUCUAUAGGGGUGGAUGUUAUUGAAGCACGUUUGUGUGAUGUUGAUCGUUUCUUAAAGGCAAUGGAUGAGGUAAUUACUGAAUUAACAACUGCACUAAAUGAACGUAAAGAAGAUUUAUCAAAUUCUGUUAUCUUCGGUGAACGUUUACGUCGAGCUUUACGUUUGUAUGCUAGUGGUGAUUGGUUUUCAGCGAUAUCAAGUCAUUUGGAUCCAGAAACUAAUCGGUUAUUUAGUCAGUUAAAAAGACGUGCACGUUUAGCCGAAGCUGGAUUGUUUGAUUUAGAAGAUCAAAUUCAAAGAUUAUCCUCAGAAUUGGAUUCUCUCCAGUCUAAGAGUAGUACUACACCUAAUAGUCGAGGAAAAGAAAAGUAUAGUACAAGGAAUGGUGUUGGCAAUAAUUCUCCUAUUAUACGCGCUUUGGAUACAAAUGCUAAUCUUAUUCGUGCUGAACGUGGUCGAAUUGAUUAUAUUGUUGAGAAUUUGAAACGAUUAGGACUAAGUCCAAUGAAAUGUGAAUCUAAAAAUGAUUUAAAAAACGCUAAACAACAGACUGUACGAACAAGUUUAAAUCGUUCAAAUGUAUCAUUUUCUAAAGAAGAUAAUGUCAAUCCACUACGGAAUAUGAUAAAUGAACGUGAUCAAGCUUUAUUCCGAUUAUUUUCCAAUUAUAAAUUACCCAUCAUUCAUCCGUCUAAAGUUUGCCCAUCUAUCUCUACAGAGGUAGAAAGUUCAAAGUUUACUGAUUCUAAAGGUGGUGACUCAUUUUCUGAUAUGCAGCCAAGUUCAGAUGUUCACCGAAAUGCAACAACCUUGUCACCAAGUAUAAAGAACUCUCGUUUAGAACAAUUGCUUGUUGUAUCAGGAGAACUUGCUUCCAACACUGUCGUCUCUACUUCACCGAAAACACCUCUUAGUACGAUAACAAAAGCUGAAACUGAAGCUAAGAAAUCUACUGCUGUGCCGUUAACACCUACAACUCCUUUAUCUAAAACUCCAACUUCUUCUCUUCUCAGUAAGCCAAGUUUAUCUAUGGGAUUGACAAAAAAUCAGAAUAUUAGCUAUCCGUCUACAACGUCCACAUCAUUCAUUAAUACAUCGCCAGUAACAAAUGUAAAAGCGUGUGAUGCAAAUACUUCAACACAACAAUUUCUUUCAACUACCACAAAGCCGUUUAUUCAGUCUUUGUCCACUCUGACAACUACUUCAUCAGCUAUGACCGUAUCAACACCUACAAAUCGUAUUCUUUUCGCUGUUACUGCUACAUCUAAACCUGGACCAUUUACGAACAUCAAUACAUUUGGUACUAUGGCUGCAUCUUCUACACUUAAUUCGGUAAACAGUACAGGAUCGCAGAAUUCACUUUCCCAAAAGACUGAACCCAAUAGCCUUAUCAACCUUACAACAAGUGGUCACAAUUCUGGCACAAUCGUUUCCACAAACUCUCUGUUCAAUUCUACAGUUGACGCAAAUCUCAUUACUACCACUCCAACUAGUCAGUCUGUUGAUAAGAAAAGUCAAGAACAAAAUGAAAUAGAGAUAACAGAUCCAUCUCCAGUAAAUUGGUCAACCAAUUCAUCUCAACCAACUGUUUCUUCUAAUCCUGGACUUUUUUCAUUUCUACCAACUCCAGUAUGUAGUACAGGUAUAAUUUUUGGAAGUGGACAACAACAAAAUACCUGUACAUCAAUUACUUCUACAACAACUUCAGUUUCUAAUGAUCAAACAAAAUCAAGUACUGCUACAACUACUCAAUCAUUAUUUGGUUCACCGUCGUUUGUUUCAGCGUCUACUUCUUCCUCCACUUCUGUCACUAGUGCAAGUAUGUUUUUGUUUGGUACUGCUUCUCAGCCUACUAACUUUUCGCUUGUAAAUACAUCUGGAAGUGCUGUUUCUACUACAUACACUACAGAAACUCUUGUUUCGAAUACUGGGUCUUUGUUUGGAAUCACUUCGACUGCCACUGUAUCUACACCUUCGUUAUUUGGUACUACAGUUUUUGGCAAAGGUGGUGCUACUACUGUAAGCAGUGGAUUGUUUGGUUCUAAUGCAUCUUCCCUUCAAACCUUGGCUUUGUCUACCACAUUACCUGCUACCGGUGUUUUCAGUUUCUCAAACGCAACAGAUAUAUCAAUGGUUUCUACUAGUUCUGUUACUAGUGCUAGUACUUCAGUAACACAAAGUUUAACUAGUCUUUUCAGUUCACCUGGAUUUGGCAAGUCACCUGAACAAUCUAAGCCAUUAUUUCAAACUUCAUUAGGCUCAACAGCAACAACAAGUGUCACAACAACCAAUACUAGCACAGUGUCUUCGUCAGGUUUAUUCGGUUCAUUAACAAAUACUUCAGGUGGUGGUAGUAAACUGUUUAGUUCACUUCCGACAACUCAAAGUGGCGGUUUCUUAUUUGGCUCAGCUUCGAAUCAGGUUUCAGGUUCAAAACUUUUCCAUACUAAUGUAACCAGCCCUGUUGUUGUCUCCUCAGCAUCAGCAACAUUUGGCAGUCUUUUUGCAUCUCCGUCAAUAACUUCAUCCACGAAUACUAACACUCCUGUUUCGGCUAUAUCAAGUUUGUUUCAUGGAGGUGAUUCAACACAAACAAAAAGUCCAGGCCUCUUUCAAUUUUCUUCGGGAACCUCAUUGUUUAAUACACCAACGACUAACAGUGUAAAUUCAACUCCUAGCACUGGUCUUUUUGGGACAACUAAUCCACAACAAGCAACAACAAAUUCUCCUGGUUCUGGUUUAUUCGGCUCAGUGAUGGGGACAGAUGCAAACGCAGCUAACAGUUUAUUCUCAGUGAACAGCCUGAAUCUCGGUGGAAAUCAAGCACCUUCAAAUCCUGUUCAAAACAUUUUCGGUAAAGCUUUUGGAAAUCAAGCUAACUCUGCUUCAACUCUAUUCGGUUCACCUAGUUCAGUUUCUCAAAGUAACACUAAUGUGUCAAAUCCACCGUUAGUCUCACAGUCUAGUCCUUUUAGCAAUUCUGUUUUUGGAUCCUCUCUAUUCAAUUCUCCCGCUUCUAGCACAGCUACUAGUGGUGGCAGUGAUGGUCUGUUUAGUAGUUUAGGCUCAAAUGUCAAUUCAGGCACAGGUCUUUUUGGAAGUCAGACUUCUCCCACUAAUGUUGGUGGUUUCGGAAGUCCACCAAUUUUUGGCAGCCCUUCAUUCGGUGGGAUUGGAAGUGUUAACCCUUCUGGACAAGGAUUAUUUGGAAUGAGUGGAACUGCAGCGUUCAAUUCUGGUGCUGGAUUGUUUGGUUCAGCUGCACCUACUGGUGGUUCUUUGUUUGGUACGAACACCAAUCCACCUGCUGGUGGUGGAUUAUUCGCUGCCUUGGGAAAUAAACCGGAUAAUCUGACUUUCGGAUCACUGGCACAAGCGUCACCGCCUGGAGGAAAUAUGCCUGCUUCGCCUUUCAGUACAAGUCCAUCGUUUACUCAAAGACGAGCCUAA